CCGCCAAUGGCCGGCGUGCGGGGCGGAGCCGGCGAGCGCGCGACGCCGCCCCGAUCGGCCUCCGGGACCCUGCCGCCGAUCGCCGGCCUCCAGUUGUUGUCGCUCGGCAGUCGCAGCCACAAGCAUGAGUGCAUCUGUUGAACGCAGCAAUCAGGAUUAUUUGUGUGCCAAUUUGUGAAAAUUAUCAAAGGUUUCUCAAUCAUGGAGACGUACAAAGAGCUGCCUCCUCUUCCCUUCUCCAUCGAAGCCAUAAUCGCCGGAGGCCGUCCUGCCCACCGGCCGCCCCCUCCAGUGCCAGAUGUGUCGGCGCCACCCGCCCUGGCGCCGCCACCCUGGGGUCUCCUCUACAGUCCCUGGCUGAUGCUGCACCUGCAGCACCAGGGCCUCUACCACCCCCAAAUACCGCCCCACGGGCUCCUGCCCCUACACCCUCCACCUCCACACCCCUCGCUCAGCCCCCAGAGAUUAAGUUCGUCUGAAGACGAGGACGAAAUUUCGCCCAGAUCCUCGCCGCAGCCCAGGGAGGACGAUGCCUCUUUUACAGGCGGAAACUGCACCGAACCGGCGAGUCCAGGCUCUGGAUGCGGAGAGAGCGAGACUUCAGCAACGGGCGACGGAACUUCGCCGACCGACGGCUCGUCUGGCGGCAAAUCAAGCGGCAAAAUCCGGCGCCGACGCACCGCUUUCACCAGCGAACAACUGCUCGAACUGGAGAAGGAGUUCCACGCGAAAAAGUACCUGAGCCUGACGGAGCGAUCGCAAAUCGCACGUUCGCUGCGUCUGAGCGAAGUGCAGGUGAAAAUCUGGUUCCAAAACCGACGCGCCAAGUGGAAGCGAGUCAAGGCCGGCCUGGGCUCCGGCACCCGCGGGACCCAAGGGGCCCAGGGCGUGGGAACCCAGGGCAACAGCAAAAUCGUGGUGCCCAUCCCGGUGCACGUGAACCGCUUCGCCGUCCGCACUCAGCACCAGCAGCUGGAAAAAGCGGCCGCAGCCGCCGCGGCCGCCGGCAGCGGGGCGGCCCUCAAGCUGGCGGGGUUGCCCUCUUUGACGCCCACGGGGCUCCUGCACCACUCGGCGGGCAGUGCCAUGCGCAGCCUGACCGGAGGAAGCACGCCCAGCGUCUCGUCGAGCAGCUAAAUUUGUGCACUGACACUCAAUAAUGUUGACUUUGUAUAAAAUAUCAAAGCCCGGAGAUGAGAGCAAAUUUAAUUAAAAACAAUAAAACAAAACAGAAUGCGGAAAGCUGGAGUGCUGUCGCAGUGAAUAAAAUUUACUUUCUUAAAUUUGGUGCAGGUAUUUUGUGUGUAAAUUGUUUAAGCAAAGAAAAUACCAAACCAAAUGACUAUUUUUUCUUCCUGCUAAGCGCUGACAGCAUCAAAGGUGAACUGUAAAUGCCUCAGAAAUCGUAACAACUGUUCUUGCCAGAAAACUGCUCUCGCAUCUCGUGUUCCUUUGGGGCGAACACGCGAAUUUCCUCAGACAAACUAUACAGUUGUGCCAAAAGUGACAGCAGACAGUGCAAAAGUGAGUGUGGAAGCGCGGACAAUGCAAAACAAUUUCAUGGGAACGGCGACCGGAGUGGCUGGCAAAUAAUAAACUGCGUUAUUCGGUGUGCGUGUUUGUAAAUAGUGUAAUUUGCCGAAGACAGCCUUCACAAUGAUGCAAACCAAUAAAUUACCCCGGUGGCGUCUCCCCCCGGGAGCGGACGCUUAGUCAAUAGGAGCGCGAAUAAUUUGUCAUAUAUAUAGAGUGUACAUGCACAUGCGAGUGAAAAGCGCGCGCGGUUUGUUGCUCUCGCCGCGCGCGCAUGAGAAAAGGUUUUCCGCACAAUCCUCCUCGCAUUAUCAGCAGCGGUUCGAGUCACUAUUUAUUAUUAAUGCUCCAGCUGUGGCUCUUUAAAAUAAAUCACUAGCAAGCUCGGGACCUUUCACAUUAGCAUUAAUUCACAGAUACAUGACUUGGCAUAAUUCUCAAGCGAGAAUCGAAAUCGAUGCUGCCCGCCACGUAUAAACACCUUUGAAUAAUGAUCGAGUGGGAAAUGUGCAGUUUAACAUUUUAACUACCUCGCAUGGGCCGGUUCAAACCCAUCAAGGGGCGCUGACGAUCUGAUUGGCUUAUCUCAAAUUGGAAAUUACUGCAUUUUGUUCAGUGAAUUAGUUUCCAUCCAAAAUGAGACCACAGAUAUAUUGUGUCUACUUUCAAUUCCUUUACCAUAAUAUUAAUAAAAAAAUCUUAAACCGGCUCAAAACAGAGUCGUAAAAUGAAUUUAAUUUUGUUCAAAUAAAAAAGCAGAGAUGUAAAUGACAAAAUGUUGGCUUGCUGGUCGUUUGAAUUGAUAAAAAUGCGAGUGCGAAGCAAUCAACUGCUGGCUCCCUGGGAGGCCGUUUCAUUCCGAGCAAUCAAUUUCCCGCGGCACAAUCGCGCGGGCAAACAAACCGCGCUGUGUAUACAGAUUCAGAGUGAAGUGAGUGUCUGAACAGACGUGCCAAUUCCUGUAAUCUCUGGAUUAAAAGCCACAAUAAGGUCCCCGUGCCGCCGGCCGCUUUUUAUUAUUGUCGCUAAUCGAGACAGGGGUGAAUGCAGCCCCGCUCGCGCUUUAUAAUAUGCACCCGGGAGCGGACAAAAGAGCAGCUUGCGAGGACACAUUAGGGGUGAUGCUGGAAAUUAGUAUUAACAUAAUGCGUGCCGCUCUUUAUUGUUGUUAUGAAAAUCGACUGCCUUUUUGUGACUUUGCGAGCGCACGCUUUUCCCUGCUUUUUUGUUUCGCAGUCAUAAUGCGCAAGGGAUGGAUGGAUGAAACCUUUUCUCUCAUAAUGUACGUAUGUGUGCUUCAUCCGCAUCUCGUGUGGUCGAGAGUAGCUGCAAACUGCGCGUACAAGGAGCCAUUUACACGUGCGUUAAAUUUGGUUAAUUGGAAAAGGAAAUGAUAAUCAGGAUGUCAUAUUUGUACGGUGUUUGAAACGACGCGGUAAUUGUUAUGAAUAUGUAAAUUAAAAGCAAUAAAAUUGGACCGACUUCGAUAGGAAUUGUACUGCGGACAAAUAAAGUGAAAAACUGUUGUAAUGCAA
Molecule: messenger RNA, 3068 nt
Organism: Cloeon dipterum
Lineage: Eukaryota; Metazoa; Arthropoda; Insecta; Ephemeroptera; Baetidae
Gene: unpg
Product: unplugged
Exons: 3
Coding region: 202-1137 (311 amino acids)
Biological process (GO): regulation of nervous system development; regulation of transcription by RNA polymerase II
Cellular component (GO): nucleus
Molecular function (GO): DNA-binding transcription factor activity, RNA polymerase II-specific; RNA polymerase II transcription regulatory region sequence-specific DNA binding
Source: RefSeq, a predicted model, not a curated record